AUGUUCGCAGCUAGGGAUCAAGAGAAUCUGAUUCAUGGUCAUCAACAAGUCGCUGCCUCUAAACCCCUCAAUCAAGGCACCAGAAGUUUACAGCCAAAGACGCCAGGAAAUAAAUUUCCGAAGACGCCAUUGAAGGUUCCAUUGAAUGAUGAGAAUGCGCCGGGAGGAUUGGGUGGGAAAGGAUCUGUACUUGGUACAAAAGGCAAGGGCUUAGGUGGAAAAGAUGCGACCUUUGAUAAGAAUGCUUUUGUUACACCCGUGGGUCCUCGCAAUCGAGCUCCCCUUGGUAUGAAAACUACGAAUGCGAAAACUAAGGUAUUCCAAACUCCCGUAGGUCCCGCACCUGAGAAGGAUCUCGAAAAGACUGUAUCAAAACAAACGAGUGCUCGCAGACCCAAGCAUAAGGUUUCGGAGAAGAUUAAGAUCGAUGUACAUGGAGAUGAAAAUCCUCUAGAUGAUGUUGAAGUCGAAUAUAUGCCACCAAGAUCCAAGGAUUUACCAUAUGAUUCAGAUACUUUCCCUACUGGUUGUCUCAACUACGAUAUGCUUAAGUCAGAAAAUCUUACCAAAGGAGCUCUCGGCGAAUUCUAUAACACCAAUGAUAAGAGUGGAAGAUCAAAACUUGAGCGAGAUUUAGAAAUGUCUUCAGUGGAGCGCGCGAAGAAGACGGAUGCACAAAUAAUGGCAUCAAUGGAGGAGGAUUGGACUGUUGGUGAUGUCCCUGAAACAUUCAAAAAUUUGAAAAGGAAAGCAUCAUCGAAGCAAACCAAAGCUACAGUUUCCACAGAUCAGAAACCAAAGGGUCCAGUCCCAACCAGAGGUCCUUCAGCAAUCGCAUCUCGUCGAGCAGCAUCCGCUUUGUCAACUCUCCCACGAUCUGCAAUGGAGCCUUACAAGAGACCAUCAACAGCAAUUCCAAGACCAGCUUCAUCACUUUUGAGAGGUAGAAAGACACCAACUUUUGCUCCUAUUACAAACAACACUAUGCGUGCCACAGCUGCCACAGCCACAUCUAGAAGUACCAUUGGUUAUACCAAAGGCAGAUCAGCUUCUAACGUUCUUCAGAAGAAGGAUGCUCCACCUCUCACACUGAAGAGAACGAAUACUUUACCUCGCUCGACUAGCAAUCUUUCCCAUGACCCAGAUGGUACCAUCACUCCCGCCCGUUUUGCCCAGAAAGAAAAUGUGUCGAAUCCAGAGUAUAAGAAAUUGGAUUUCUUGAGUGCCUUUGAGGUUGACGAUGAGGACUUGGAACCAGCUUUGAAAUGUGGUUUGCCAGAGUGUUUGAUUAAAUUCGAUGAGGAUGAAGAGGAUUUUGUUUUGACAAUUGGAGGUACGGAAUAG
Molecule: messenger RNA, 1344 nt
Organism: Botrytis fragariae
Lineage: Eukaryota; Fungi; Ascomycota; Leotiomycetes; Helotiales; Sclerotiniaceae
Exons: 2
Coding region: 1-1344 (447 amino acids)
Source: RefSeq, a predicted model, not a curated record